Molecule: messenger RNA, 3532 nt
Organism: Lagenorhynchus albirostris (white-beaked dolphin)
Lineage: Eukaryota; Metazoa; Chordata; Mammalia; Artiodactyla; Delphinidae
Gene: MLF1
Product: myeloid leukemia factor 1
Exons: 10
Coding region: 119-910 (263 amino acids)
Biological process (GO): regulation of DNA-templated transcription
Cellular component (GO): cytoplasm; nucleus
Source: RefSeq, a predicted model, not a curated record
CCUUAGCGACAGGGAGACAAGCGUCGACAGUGCUGGACCGGCUGGCUCGGGUCGCGGCCGCGGCGUUACAUCGUUUUCCAAUCUGUCCGCAAACGCCGCCGCCCGAGACAGAGCCAGGAUGUUCGGGAUGCUGAGCAGCAGCUUUGAGGAUGAUCCCUUCUUCUCUGAUUCUUUUAUGGCACACCAAGAAAGUAUGCGACAGAUGAUGAGAAAUUUUUCUGAACCUUUUGGAAGAGACCUGUUCAGCAUCUCUGAUGGCAGAGGAAGAGCUCGUAACCAUACGGGACAUGAGGAUGGAGAAAAUUCCUUGACUGAUAUCCAGAAGGAAGAAGGAAAAAUUGGAAGACUAGUCUAUGCUAGAGCUGUCCCACAGCCAAGGAUACACCACUCACGUACAGAUGUCAACCCUUUUCAGGCAAUGGACCGAAUGAUGUUAAAUAUGCGAAACAGCAUGCAGGAAUUACAAAGAAACUUUGGUAACCUUUCAACGGAUCCAAAUGGACAUUCGUUUAGUUCUUCCUCAGUUAUGACUUAUUCCAAAGUAGGAGAUGAACCACCAAAGGUUUUCCAGGCCUCAACUCAAACCCGCAGGGCUCCAGGAGGAGUAAAGGAAACUAGGAGAGCACUGAGAGAUUCUGAGAGUGGACUAGAAAAAAUGGCUGUUGGUCAUCACCUCCAUGACCGAGCUCAUGUCAUUAAAAAGUCAAAGAACAAGAAGACUGGAGAUGAAGAGGUCAAUCAAGAGUUCAUCAAUAUGAAUGAAAGUGAUGCUCAUGCUUUUGAUGAUGAGUGGCAAAAUGAGGUUCUGAAGUACCAACCAAGGGGACAAUGGCACAAUCUAGAAAACUCUAGGAUGCGAAACAUUGGUCAUGAGAAUUCAGGAUCCCGAGAACUUAAAAGAAGGCUCUAAGAGAGUGGAGAAUUGCUGCAGAAGGUGGAAGCCUUCCCAGAACCAGCGGUCGACAAGGAGAAACUGCAUCAAAGUCCAGCCAUUGAACGUGGAAGAAGAUCAAAUGUUUAUGUGGAUAAACUCAACAUCAAAGGAUCACCUAUGAAAAUCAACAAAAAAUAAAUAGCAUUGCACUUGAUUUGUUUAGUUUUGGUUGUUUGAACAGAGAAAGUAAUGGUGCUGAGUAAUACACCUAAGACCAAUUGCUUGUUAUUAAAUCAAUACUGUGUUCUUAGCAACUUUCUUCUGAAUUUUCUUGGAAGUGCUAGCUUUAUAUUGUCCCUACUUUAGGAAUAAAACUUUAAUGUUCAAUAGUGCAAGCUGUUAAACAUUCUAUGACACUCUUUAAAACAUAACACAUGCUGAUUUUGCUUUCACAAUUAUUUUCCUAUUGGCUAUGUAUUCCCCUAUACAUUCAAGAUUGAAUGUACAGCUAGCUGUUCUAUCAUAUAAAAUUAGUUAAAAGAAUAAACUGUUAAAAUUAUUUAGCUCAAAUUUUAUAAUGUGUUAUGUAGCCAGCUAGCUUAAAGAAUUUUUUUUUUUUUUGCUGUAUGUGGGCCUCUCACUGUUGUGGCCUCUCCCGUUGCGGAGCACAGCCUCUGGACACGCAGGCUCAGCGGCCAUGGCUCACGGGCCCAGCCGCUUCGCCGCAUGUGGGAUCUUCCUGGACCGGGGCACAAACCCGUGUCCCCUGCAUCGGCAGGCAGACUCUCAACCACUGUGCCACCAGGGAAGCCCAAGAAUUUUUUUAAAUAAAGCAAAACUAUACUAGUACUCUUUUACAAAAAAUUAGUUAUUGUUUUGAUAAAGAACAUAAAGAAUAAUCAAAUAGUUCCUUUUCAAAGAGAUUUUAAAUUGUUAAUAUACAUGAAUUUUCUUAUCGUUUCUUUAUACAGUGUAUUCUUUUUUUGUUCUGUGUUACAUUUUCAACAUUCGACAGACUUUAUAUUGACCUUUCUCUUUAACAUCUUAAGGUAGCAUAUUUCUGUUCUCCUUUCUCACAGACAGCUUAAUCUAUCUCCACGGUUAACAUUCUAAAGUUGCAGUGUCCUUGGAGAAACUCUGCUCGGCCUUUUUGUGACAUUUAGAAAAAUGCAUUUGGUAUUCUGCAAACCUGAAUGAUUGAUUGUCUCAAAAUUUCUUAGACAGGUGAAGUGUGUUUGAGCAAGGUACUUAAUAAUUCAAUUGUUCCCUUUUUAAGUAUACUAUUUAAAAAUUCAGCUCUUGGGUUUUUUUCAUUCUAGAAUGCGAGCAUUAAUCUGUUUUUAUAAAGUUAGGCAUGAAGUUUGUGAGAAUAUAUAAUCUUAACUUUUAAGUUUUUGUUGUUUCAAGGGGGGGAAAAACAGAAUCGAUUAUCACCCUAUAUAAUCCUAAUAUCUUCCCUUUUAAAUUUUGGAAGUAGAAUUGUGUGAUUGUGCUUAUACUCAUCUAAUUUUCUAUAUCAUAUCCUGUUAAUUUUACUAGUCAGUGUUUCAUGCCUUUAAUUAGUCACUAAAAUAAGAUGCAUAUGUGUCAAUUCAUUUUUAUAAUGGGAAGCAAUUGAGCAAGUAUUAAAGAUGUUAAAAUUUUCCUCUUAUGGAUAAUUUAGUAUACUGGGAAGUUAUCAUAAGGCAUCCAUUUGAAAUAACACUUCUGCAUAAAUUCCCUAGACAGAGCAAAAUCCCGGUAGACACUGUAAUUAUUCUCCUUUUGCCUAAAUUAUUACACUGAAGUUAACUUGAAUCAUUAUAUUCAAAUAUGAAAACACAUUUUAAUAAAUAAUUGUACUUAAAACAGUAUAACUUCUAUGCAUCAUAUAACAGAGAAUUCAUUGAUGCUUUUUUCAUCUCAAUUUGUUUACUGUAGAAAUCAAAUUAAAAUUGAAUUAGAUAUAUAUUUCCUCCUAUGCCACAGUGCUUCCUAAGGGGCCACUUACAAAAUAUGUGACAUCUGGAGAUUAAGUGUUAAUUCUUUAUGUUCACACGAUGCUGAAAUUAACUUUUUUCAGAUUUUAUUUUUAUCUUCAUUCUGAAGUCAACUAGUAUAAAAAAGAAGGCUCGCCAUAGCUUGUAGUUCACAUGUUAUUUUUUCUUUAUUGACAACCACUGAUCUUUCUGGAACGCUGGGUCCUUGGGGAAUGUAAGGAUAUUAACUAUUUUGUGAAUGUGGCCUUGACAAUAAGUCCAAGUUGAAAACUUAGGCUCCUUGCUACUUUAGUGAUUUUCCUGGUAACUUUCAGUCUCAGUGAUAGGUUUUCAUUAUUUAUCUUUAGGACUUCAUUAUCUUUUAUUGUUACAGGGCAGUGGCAGGAGCACAUUGGUAUCAGAUGGUGCCCUACGUGUGGCAAUGUGAUGGUGUUUGGAGGUGGGGCCUUUGGGAGGUGAUUAGGUUAUGAGAGUGGAGCCCUCAUGAAUGGGAUUAAUGCCUUUGUAAAAGGGACCCUAGAGAGCUCCUCCACCCUUUCUGCCUUGUGCCCACACAGUGAGAAGUUGGCUGCCUAUGAACCAGGAUGUGGGACACACCAGACACUGAAUCUCCUGGAACCUUGAUCUUGAUCCCACCUUGCAGAUCUAUGAGAAAUAAACUUCUGUUGUUUACAAGUCA